CAAUUACAGCUGCAAAAUUCUGAUCGACCCUUUUCCCACUUUACCCCCCCCCCCCGCCCUUCACCGUCGGAAUCCACCCGCACGCGCGCCGCGGGAGAUGGCCACGGCCGCCGCGAGGCCGCCUACGGCUCCGCCGUCGGCUGCGGCGGGAGAUGUCUCCGAGGUGGAGCUCUCGGAGGCGGGAUCGCCGGACCUCGGCAGCCGGAGCAGCGGGAGCGGGAGCGGGGGCAGCGGCCGGAGCGCGGCGGAGUACUCCGGGUGGGUGUACCACCUCGGCGUGAACUCCAUCGGCCACGAGUACUGCCACCUCCGCUUCCUCGUUAUCCGCGGCAAGACCCUGGCCAUGUACAAGCGGGACCCGCACGACCACCCGGGACUGGAACCUAUCCGUAAAGGUGCUGUUAGUCACACUCUGAUGGUGGAGGAGCUUGGUAGGCGGAGGGUCAAUCAUGGGGAUGUUUAUGUUCUGAGGUUGUACAAUCGGUUGAAUCAAACAAAGAAAGGAGAGAUAGCAUGUGCUACUCCUGGUGAAGCCCGGAAAUGGAUUGAAGCAUUUGAACAAGCCAAACAACAGGCAGACUAUGAUCUGAUGAGAGGGGUUAGCUGGAACAAAUUGCAGAAUGAAAAUGAAAUUAAUCUUGAUGGUCAUCGUCCUCGGGUUAGGAGAUAUGCACAAGGCUUGGGGAAACUUGUAAGAAUUGGUAAAGGGCCAGAAAUGCUUCUUCGUCAGUCUUCAGAUCUUCGAGACCAGGAAAGGGUUAAUACGAACUUUGGAGGUGAUACUGGAGAUGCAUUUGAAGCACAUGAAUGGAGAUAUGUUCGAACAUUUAACGGUAUCAGAAUUUUUGAAGAUAUUACAAAUCCAAAGGGUGGAAAGGGUAUACUUCUGAAAUCUGUUGGGGUGGUCGGUGCAAACCCUGAUACUGUGUUUGAAGUGGUUCUCAAUCUUGAUAAACAUAAGAGAUACGAGUGGGAUAUGUUGACAGCUGAUUUGGAAUUGGUGGAAACAAUUGAUGGAUACUGCGAUGUGGUUUAUGGAACCUAUGAACCCAAAUAUUUAAAUUGGUGGAAAUCCAAGAAGGAUUUUGUUUUCUCCCGGCAAUGGUUUCGCGGACAAGAUGGAGCAUAUACCAUUUUGCAGACUCCUGUUGGUCACAAGAAAAGACCUUCAAAGCAUGGAUAUGAGCGUACAAAGAUCAACCCAUCAACAUGGGAAAUAAGGAGUUUGAACACAUCUGGAUCAUCGAGUCCAAAAUGUGUUGUUACUCUUAUGUUGGAGAUUUCUCCGAGUUUUUGGGGCAGAUGGAAGAGAAAGCACUCCUCAAAUUUUGACAAAAGCAUCCCUUUUGCUUUGCUCAGCCAAGUAGCAGGUCUAAGAGAGUACUUCGCAGCCAAUCCAGCCUUGACAUCUGAGUUUCCUUCAACAGUAGUGAAGUCAAAAGCAUCUGAAACUUUGAUCAUCCAGAGUGAACAUGAAGAUUCUGAACCUGGUGAUGAAUUUUAUGAUGCACUUGCUAGAGGUGAAUCCUUUGAAGAUGAGGAUAGUGAUGAUGAUGAUGAUGCCACGAGUCCAAAGGCUGGAAAAGUGAAGUUGAAGAAUGUGUCAUGGGCUAUUGCAGGUUUGACUUUAAAGACAACUAAAGCUUUGGUUGAGACCAGUGAAUUGGUUACAAAUUCUAGUCCAGUUGCUGUUGACCCCAGCCAUUUCCACAGCACCCUUCAUAGAGCGAAAAGCGAAAAUGAUCAAAAUUCUUGGAGUGCACCUGGUGGGGAGAAGUUUAUGAUCAGAGGGAAGACUUACUUAGCAGAUUACACCAAGGUUGUUGGUGGGGAUCCACUUCUAAAGCUACUUGCAGUCGAUUGGUUCAAGGUUAAUGAACGCUUUGAUUCAGUUGCCUUACAUCCCAAAAGCCUUGUGCAGUCAGAAGCUGCAAAGAAGAUUCCUUUCAUAUUGGUUAUAAAUUUGCAGGUUCCAGCGAAACCAAAUUAUAACUUGGUUAUGUACUACGCUGCAGAGAGACCAGUGAACAAAGAUUCUUUAUUGGGUAGAUUCAUUGAUGGAACUGAUGCAUACCGAGAUGCCAGAUUUAAACUUAUACCAAGCAUUGUUGAGGGUUAUUGGAUGGUUAAGCGUGCCGUAGGAACAAAAGCUUGCCUUCUGGGAAAAGCAGUAACAUGCAAUUAUCUUCGCCAGGAUAACUUUCUGGAGAUAGAUGUUGACAUUGGUUCAUCAUCUGUUGCCCGGAGCAUUAUUGGUCUAGUAUUGGGAUAUGUCACAAGCAUAGUUGUUGAUCUUGCUAUUCUGAUUGAGGCCAAGGAAGAGAAAGAGCUCCCAGAGUACAUUCUGGGCACUGUUCGUCUGAACCGUGUGAAUCCCGACAGUGCUGUAUCAAUCUAAUUUAGUUUUUAGCCGAUCUGUGCAAAUUUCUUCUUAUCCUCAAUUUUUAUUCUGAGAGCAGCAGCAUAGCAUUUUAAAAAUGUGGAGUAGUAUUACUAUUUGCUGAUCCCCAAUCGAGGAUAACAUAUGUAUAGGCACGAGGCAUGACUACGUUAUGCCUUUCGUAAAUAGAAGAAGUCAAGUGUUAUUGUUAUAUCA
Messenger RNA from Sorghum bicolor (sorghum), 2596 nucleotides. RefSeq names its product protein ENHANCED DISEASE RESISTANCE 2-like. The coding region runs from base 98 to 2398 and encodes 766 amino acids. NCBI's taxonomy places the organism in Eukaryota, Viridiplantae, Streptophyta, Magnoliopsida, Poales, Poaceae. Gene Ontology annotation, molecular function: lipid binding. The transcript has 22 exons. The record is from RefSeq and is a predicted model, not a curated record.